AUGCGGCAAAAUGGUUACAAUAAGUUGAAAUCCCUAGUGCGCUGGCUCGAUGUAGAAAAUACACUGCUUGCUAAAAUUCUGGAACGGAACUAUAUGCAGCACCGGAGACAACCUUUUCUUCUGUACACUAGGCUGGCGCUGAAGCACAGCGCUCAAUUUGCUAAACGACUGAAAUCUAAUGUAAAAUCGCUACACAGUGAUAGUGCAUGUGAUUUAGAAGAGAUAAAUGAGUUAUCGGAUAAAUGUACAGCGUUAAUUAUCCGUGCUGGAGUGGAAUUGUCGCGAAUACACGUCCAUAGGCACUUUACCCAAUUAAUAACGACAUUAAUCGCAUGUCUAUCCAGACUUCACUUGCUCAUGGGCAAGUGGCGUAAAUCAAGUUUCCAUAAAUUAAAAGCCAAAUAG
Molecule: messenger RNA, 405 nt
Organism: Babesia microti strain RI
Lineage: Eukaryota; Apicomplexa; Aconoidasida; Piroplasmida; Babesiidae
Exons: 2
Coding region: 1-405 (134 amino acids)
Source: RefSeq, a predicted model, not a curated record